Chelmon rostratus (copperband butterflyfish) is the source of this 2278-nucleotide messenger RNA. It is a transcript of the gene trim16, whose product is annotated as tripartite motif containing 16. The record is from RefSeq and is a predicted model, not a curated record. Lineage: Eukaryota; Metazoa; Chordata; Actinopteri; Chaetodontiformes; Chaetodontidae. The transcript is spliced from 6 exons. The coding region runs from base 112 to 1983 and encodes 623 amino acids. Gene Ontology annotation, molecular function: zinc ion binding; protein binding.
UCCAGGCUCGUCAGUGUGAUCCAGGAACUACCGGCUCACAAAAAGUGGCUGAGCCAGUUAUUUUCAGAGAGAGGAGGAGAAGCCAGCAGACAGAGAGGACAGGCUGAAGACAUGGCAGACACAGCGGCUGAAGAGGCAGCUCCCGUCUCCAAACAGCAGCAGUCCGGCGUCUCCUCAGGUGAGCAGGACAAAAGUCCCGAGGGUCUGCAGAGCCCCGACAAGCCCGAGCCUGCUGAUGCUCCCAAACACAACGGGACAGAAGCUGAUGCUCCUGUCAUCGAGAACAAGGAGGAGCAAAGUCAGGACUCCAAGACGGCAGAGGAGGUCAAAAUCCAGGAGGAUCUGAAGGAGUCUGAGGACCCCAAGAAGCCUGAGGAGGAGAAGAAAGAGGCAGAACAGACAGACAAAGAGGUGAAAAAUGGAGAAAAAGAGGAGGUCAAACAAGAGGAGGUGAAGGAGGAACCUUUGGGCCCUGAUGAUGUGGUGUGUGACUCGUGUAUCGAGAGCCCCUGCAGGGCCCUCAAGUCCUGCCUCACCUGCCUGGUGUCUUACUGCGAGGCUCACCUCCGGCCUCACCUGGAGAACCCGAAGUUUCAGAACCACCGGCUGGUGGAGCCGCUCAGGGACAUCGAGAGGCGGACCUGCGAGAGCCACAAGUGGCCCCUGGAGCUCUUCUGCAGCGCUGACGCCUGCUGCGUCUGUCAGGACUGUGUGACGGAGGACCACAAGGGCCACAACACCAUCCCUGUGGUGGAGGCUCGCAGACAAAUAGAGAGGGAACUCAGGGAGAAGCAGACUGAGAUGGUGAAGACCGUGACAGCGGCAGAGAACGCAAUCAACAAACUUCAGCUCAACACGGUCUCGAUUGAGCAUUCUGUGACGGAGGUGCGAGACGUGAUCGAGAGCCAGUUCGAGGAGCUGCAGGCAGUGAUGGAGAGGGCGAAGCGGGAGGUGAUGGAGAUCCUGGAGGGCGAGGAGAAGCAGGCGCUGAGGCAGGCUGAGGGCAUCCGGGUUCACCUGGAGCAGAGGUGCACUGAGCUGAAGAAGACACAGGCCCAGAUGGAGAAGCUGUCAAAAAACAAAAAUGAUGUGGAUUACUUACAGGAGUAUUCAGAGUGGAAGAAAGAAGCCACUGAUAUUUCUCUGCCCGGGGUCUACAUCGGCCUGAUGGACCGCCUGAAUUCCUUCAGCCGUGUGAUCGUUGACUCCACGCAGGAGCUGUGUGCCAUGCUUGUGUCCUCAUACAUAGAGAAAGUUAAAGAGACGUGCAAAAAUGACAAGAUGGGAAUAAAGACAACGGUUCAUGAAAUUGUUGCGGCAAAACAGAACAUGUCUAUACCGGAUCCAGUGACGCAUGCCGACUUCCUCAAGUAUGCCGCCCACGUGAGUUUCGACCCUGAUACAGCUCACAAGUUCCUGCGCCUGACAGAAGAAAACAGGAAGGUGACUAAUACCACGCCCUGGCAGCACCCUUACCCUGACAUACCUGAGCGGUUUGAGAACUGGCGCCAAGUUCUGGCGACGGAGAGUUUCUAUCUGGGGCGGCACUACUUUGAGGCAGACAUCAGCGGCGAGGGCACGCACAUCGGUCUGACCUACAAGAGCAUCGACCGCAAAGGCAAUGAGAGCAACAGCUGCAUCACAGGAAACAACUUCUCCUGGUGUCUUCACUGGAACGGCCGCACCUUCUCCGCCUGGCACAGCGACGUGGAAACCCCUCUGAAUGUGGAGAAGUUCACUCGGAUCGGGGUUUAUGUGGACUACACCAGAGGCCUCCUGGCUUUCUACGGCGUGGAUGACAGCAUGACGCUCAUCCACGAGUACCAGGCAGAGUUCCUGGAGCCUCUUUACCCGGCUUUCUGGUUGUCCAAGAAGGAGAAUAUCGUUGCCUUGGUGGCACCAGGGGAGCCAUUAAGGCUAAAAAGCCCCUCUCCUCCCACAUCACCCGCAACCGGAGCUGUGGUUUCAAAAACAGCAGCAUAGCAAAGAUGCAAGUGAUGUCAGUUUGUCAGGGAUCGUUUAAGUGACAAUUCAGCAAUGACUACUGUUCUAUGAAAUGUUUGUGUCCCAACAACAGACAAAUUAUCUGUACUUUAGAGAAAAAAUAUGAGAAGUUUCACCCUGUUGUUUUGUAAAACUCAUAUGAUAAAUUGUGAAUGUUUCUCUUGUGUAUAUUUGGGCUCAAGUCAUAUUUAUACUCCUGUGUACGUUUGGGACUGUUGUUACUUCUCAUCACACUGUGAAUUCUGAGGUGCAAAUAAAAAUGUGUGUCUUCAUU